GCUAAAUUAAAAUUAUAUUUAUGUAUCAAACCCUACACCAGUAUAUCAUGGGCUGAAGAUCAGUUCAGCUGUUCAGUGUGUCUUGAUCUCCUGAAGGAGCCAGUGACGAUUCCCUGUGGACACAGUUACUGUAAGGGAUGCAUUACAAACUACUGGGAUCAGGAGGAUCAGAGGGGAAUCUACAGAUGUCCUCAGUGCAGACAGAACUUCAGUCCAAGACCAGUUUUAGGUAAAAACAUAGUGAUUGCUGAGAUGGUGGAGAAACUGAAGAAUACAAGCCUCCAGUCUGCUCCUAUUCCUCCUACUGUUCCUGCUCGUCGUCGUCGUCAUCAUCACACUGGAUCUGGAGAUGUUCAGUGUGACUCCUGCACUGGAAUUAAACAGAAAGCAGUGAAGUCUUGUCUGGAGUGUCGAAGCUCUUACUGUCAAAAUCAUCUUGAACAGCAUGAGAAUCUCUUCAGAGGCAAAGGACACAAUCUGAUGGACGCCACUGGACAACUGCAGGAGAUGAUCUGCCCUCAAUAUAAUAAAAUGCUGGAAAUGUACUGCUGGACUGAUGAAGAGUGUAUCUGUAUGCUGUGUUUGGUGGAUGAACACAAAAAUCAUGACACGGUAUUAACUGCAGCAGCAAGGCAAGAGAUGCAGGGAAAUAUUGAAGAGGAACAGAGAAAAGUCCAGAAAAACAUCCAGCAGAGAGAGAAAGAUCUUCAGGAGCUGAGAGAGGCCGUGGAGUCUCAUAAGCGCUUUGCACAGACAGCAGUGGAGGACAGUGAGAGGAUCUUCACUGAACUCAUCCGCUCCAUUGAGAAACAUCGCUCUGAGGUGACACAGCGGAUCAGAGAUCUGGAAAGAGCUGCAGUGAGUCGAGCUGAAAAACGACUGGAGGACAUGCAGCCACAGAUUGAUGAUAUGAAGAGAACAGACACUGAGCUGAAGCAGCUUUUAGAAACACAGGAUCAUGUUCAAUUCUUUCAGUUUUUGCAGUAUAUCUCUAUCUUUGGCUUUACUUUCACUCCUCAUCUGUCUUUUGACGAUGUAAAGAAGUCCAUCUCUCUACUCAGAGACAAACUGCAGCAGUUCUCCAUAGAGACAAUAGAGAAUAUGUAUAGAAAAGUGAAAACUGUACAGGUCAUUGGCGUUUCUGAAUAUCAGACCAUUCAGCAGUUCCAACAAUAUUCUCAUCUGUUGACUGUAGAUCCAAACUCAGUGAAUCAUUGGCUCCAUCUGUCUGAGGGAAACACGAGGAUCACUGCCACUAACACACAUCAUGGUUAUCCCGAUCAUCCAGACAGAUUUGAUGCUUGGUGGCAGGCAUUGUGUAGAGAGAGUGUGACUGGACGCUGUUUCUGGGAGGUGGAGUGGAGCGGUGAUAUAGAUAUUGGAGUGACGUAUAAGAGCAUCAGCAGGAAGGGAAAUGGACCUGAAUGUGUAGCUGGGUUUAAUAAUCAGUCCUGGAGUUUGUUCUGCACUCCCAAUUUCUGCUCAUUUUUUCAUAAUAACACUGACACUGUUCUCCCUGUAACCCAUGUCUCCAGCAGAAUAGGAGUGUAUGUGAAUCACAGCGCAGGGAUUUUGUCCUUCUACAGUGUUUCGAACACAAUGAGUCUCAUCCACAGAGUCCAGACAACAUUCACUGAGCCGCUCUAUGUUGUGUUUGGAAUUGGUACAGACUCAACGGUGAAACUGUGUCUUGUAAAGUAUUAAAUUAUACAGAGAUUAUUUUGUCAUAUCACAUGAUGAGUCAGUUAUAGUAAUGUGUUUAUAUGGGGCUUAUUUUCUAAUCAGAAACGCCACUUUUAAUAAAUGUUUAAUAAUCACAGAUACAUUAAAUCUUUUAAACAUCUCAUCAGAUGAACUUAUGGCAGUAGUGGUAGAGCUAAUAAAAAAAUAAAUACACCAUUUCAAAUUUUGCCUUUCAUGCAGUGUUGUAGUCUAGCUGUAUGUGAAUGUUAAUGAUCUGCAAAGUUGUAAAACCAAAAGUGCACAAUAAAAAUAGUUAUUAUCUCCCAAAAGAAAGAACCAACUCUGAUCAGCCAAAAUGAGUCGUUAGCCGUUAAUUCGCAUCCUACUUCAGUAGCGGCUACACGUCACAGUGUAACAGUUGCAUAAUGCUCGUCUAUGUUCUACGUUGGCCGGUCGCCAACAACUUGACUCGCCCUCAAACACAGUAGCUUCAUGUGGUUAACAUCAUGUCGAGAAGAUGCUGUGUAAGUAAAUUCCAAUUUAAGAGGCUGCAAAGAAUCAGUGGUAAAAAAAUCAUAUUUCCACUGUACCACAGCAGUACAAACCCAAUCUUUUUUUUGUGUUUCUGCCAUUUUACUGAACACUAUUUCUCUAAUCUCAAAUAGUUCAACGCAUGAUUCACAAAAUGCUUGCUUUUGAAAGAUGGCUCAGUACUCAGAUUAUUUUAACCAGCUGGCUCCACUGAACCACAACCUGUAAGUAUGAUAAAUAUUAGAUGUUUAUAUUUUCUAUUGAGCGGUCAAAAUACGGAACUUUCGUUUCUGAUCGGCAUAUUGUUUCUGACAUGCGCUGUACAUGGUAGACCGAUCACAACAAACUGGGCCAUCUGACCAAUCAGAGCAGAGUAGGCUCAUGGAAAGGAAGGGUUUAGAGAGACUUAAUCUUAGAACUGCUUCAAAUGAAUCAUUUGAGAAUCGUUGGGAAAUUAGGUGAUAUUAAAUGCAUAUUUUGAGAAAACAAAAGCAUUUUGUAAACCUAUUGUAGGAGACUCCCAAAACAAUAUUAGGAACCUUAAAAAUGGCAUAAUAGGGGCACUUUAAAUUAAAAAAAAAAAAAAAAAAAAGAGUGAAAUUUAACGUAAUUGUUCUUUGACUAUCAAAAGUAGAAUUCAAAUCUCCAAAUAAAAUAUUUCAAUAUACAUACAGUGGCAAGAAUAAGUUUGCAAACCCUUUGAAAAUAUCUAGAUUUCUGCAUUGAUUGUUCAUAAAAUGUGCUUAGAUCUUAACUUACAGUUGCAGAAAAACACAAUAAGAAUAAACUAAUAACACACAACCAAUUGUACUUUUAUUGGUACAUUGAGUAAUAAUUCAUCACAGUGCAGGUUGGAGAAAGUAAGUGAACCCUUUAGUUUAGUAACACAAACUGGAUAUUUUACAGGGUUCGUAUAUAAGCUGUUUUGUUAUAUAUUCUUAUUAUUUUUCCUUUGCUUUCUCGGGUGUAUGUUCAAAGUAAAUUGUUUUGCUUCGUG
This is a messenger RNA of Onychostoma macrolepis, 3211 nucleotides long. RefSeq names its product tripartite motif-containing protein 16-like. Lineage: Eukaryota; Metazoa; Chordata; Actinopteri; Cypriniformes; Cyprinidae. The record is from RefSeq and is a predicted model, not a curated record. The transcript is spliced from 6 exons. The annotation marks the transcript as partial. Gene Ontology annotation, molecular function: protein binding; zinc ion binding.